Theileria orientalis strain Shintoku is the source of this 156-nucleotide messenger RNA. RefSeq lists its product as hypothetical. The transcript has a single exon. Bases 1 to 156 code for a protein of 51 amino acids. Lineage: Eukaryota; Apicomplexa; Aconoidasida; Piroplasmida; Theileriidae. The record is from RefSeq and is a predicted model, not a curated record.
AUGAAGGAAGGAAUGAAUAAAAUCCGGUCUCGGCAAGCGAAAAAUCAAAGCGUUAAAUCUAAUCGAAGAAAGCAGAUCUCCAGAUUGUGUAAGGACUAUGAAAAUAAAUAUAUCGUAAUUAUAAUUAUUUUGCGUCGAAAUAUGUUCAAUAAAUAA